Messenger RNA from Chelonus insularis, 5372 nucleotides. It is a transcript of the gene gus, whose product is annotated as gustavus. The record is from RefSeq and is a predicted model, not a curated record. Gene Ontology annotation, biological process: intracellular signal transduction; proteasome-mediated ubiquitin-dependent protein catabolic process. Gene Ontology annotation, molecular function: protein binding. Lineage: Eukaryota; Metazoa; Arthropoda; Insecta; Hymenoptera; Braconidae. The transcript has 7 exons. Gene Ontology annotation, cellular component: SCF ubiquitin ligase complex. Bases 526 to 1758 code for a protein of 410 amino acids.
CGUUAAAAGGAGUGUUCAUUUGUGGCUCAUUUUUAACUUAAAUUAUUAUUAUUUUCAUCUGUAAUUACUCCAGUUGCUUAGUUAUUUUUUUUAAAAGUUCAUCACAAGUGUAGUUACAAACGAAGAAAUAUACAUAACGGAAUUAUAAGUGUGACUUUAUUAAAACGCGGCUCGGCAGACUCUGUAUUAUAUAAAAAAAAAAAUUAAUUAACCAUCAAUUGUUCGAAAUUAUUAAAAACAUCGCUAAUAAUAUCGAUUGUUUACUUUCGCACUCUUACAUAUCUCGAAAACGACAUGAAAAGUAUCCUGAACUAUUUUAGUGACGCUAACGUUAGAACUUGUAUUGUGUGCAAAUGUCGAUGAGAUAAUUGACCAAGUGUGUUGAUGUGUGUACGAGUGCAAUAUUAUUCAUAUUAAUACCUAUAUGAGAGAAAUUUAAAAAUUGGAAGUAAUCAAUAAUUGAACAAAUAUUAGUGUGCAACUGUUCAUUACUAUUAGUUGGAUACGUCGUAAGCACAGUAUAAUAUGGAUUGGGCGGUUAAGGCGCGACGAACGUAUAAGGCAAAUCGUUGCGUGAGCGGGGGCGGCAGCCGUGGUGCGACUAGGCCGACGACUGGCACAACUGGAGCCAACGGUCUUUGUAACGACAGCGUGAUUGCUGGUCGCGGGGGCAGCUAUAUUGUGGGCAGUGGAGGUGGAAGUCCCAGAAGAGGAGGUGGACAGGACGGUGGAGUACCACCACCUACCACCGGUCAUCAUCACACUACAACAAGUUCACGACACUAUAGGUACAAGCUGUCGGCGGGUUGCGUUGAGCUCCGUCACCAUCCCCAUCAUCAUCGACACCACCCCCACUAUCGCACCCAUCAUCGGGGCAUGACCAUGGGUCAAACGAUAUCAGGUAGCGUAAAGAGCGUAUCGUGUGAAAAUGGAGCAGGUACCGGUGGUACACUUGGUUUGGGGGGUGGAGGAACAGUGGCGUACAAACCUGUAGUACCUAGAGAACUUGCUCAAGACUUUUCGAGACCAGCUAGACUUGAUGUACUUCUGGAUAUGCCACCCGCCACUAGGGAAACACAAGUUCAUCAUGGCUGGAAUGCUGAAGAUAGAAGCCUCAAUAUAUUUGUCAAGGAAGAUGAUAAAUUAACGUUUCAUCGCCAUCCAGUUGCCCAGAGUACCGAUUGCAUACGAGGGAAAGUUGGAUAUACAAAAGGAAUGCAUGUUUGGGAAAUUCACUGGAGUACGAGACAGCGAGGAACUCACGCAGUGGUUGGUGUCGCGACAGCCGAAGCACCACUUCAUAGUGUUGGCUACCAAAGUCUAGUCGGCAACAAUGCAUUAAGUUGGGGCUGGGAUCUUGGUAGGAAUAAACUCUAUCAUGAUUCGAAAAAUAACAAUGGUGUAACGUAUCCUGCGUUACUAAAACCUGAUGAAACAUUCAUCGUCCCAGAUAAAUUUUUAGUUGUACUAGAUAUGGAUGAAGGCACAUUGGCAUUUGUAGUUGAUGGCCAGUACCUGGGUGUAGCCUUCAGAGGAUUGAAAGGAAGAAAGUUAUAUCCAAUUGUCUCAGCUGUGUGGGGACAUUGUGAAAUAACAAUGAAAUACAUUGGUGGCCUUGAUCCUGAACCUUUGCCCCUUAUGGAUUUAUGUAGAAGAGUAAUUCGGCAACGAAUUGGCAAGCAUCGGUUGGAUAAGAUACAAGAAUUAAAUUUACCACAGGCGAUGAAAACUUAUCUUCUGUAUCGUGACAGAAGGUAACCACCAAGUGAUUUCUAUACAAAGUCAAUGUUAACUAUGACGUUAAUUGCAUCGACUGCGAUUAGCCCGCAAUACCGUUGUUGCAACAAUAGCCAGAAGAAUGUUUGCCCAUCACUUGUUUUACAUGCUCCGGAAUACACCAUAUGAGUAGCCGCGUGUCUCAAUUUUUUUGAUAACGUCAAAUUUCUCAAUGUGAACAGUAAUGUUUACAUUGAGUGAAUUGUUUUUCUUAUAGAUAAUAAAACCAACUAAAUCAGAAAAAAUGGUACAAAAUCAUCAAAGUUUAGAUAUUGAUAUUUUAUUGCAUCUGAAAAAGCGUUUGCAAUAAACGAAGUUUGAUAAAAAAAUACCAAGUAAAAAUGUUAAGAGAAAGUAAAAAGAAUUAGUAAAUUAUUAGAUAGUAUUGUUAUUUUAUGUUGGCAAGACAAUUGGAAGAUAACAGAGUUUAUAUUGAUUGUUAUAAUACAUCGAUAGUACCAUUCUAUGAAUAAUUAUGUUGUUCAUGACUAAUUAUUCUGCAUUUUCUGUUUAAUAUUAUCUUUUUUUCUUAUAUUCAUUACGUGAUUUUUGAUAGUAAAUGUGUGAUGAGAUUUUUUUAUAUCUGUCGUUAUUUCUAUUAUCAUGAUUAUUUCUAUUAUUAUUAUGAUUAGUUAUUAUUUUUAAUUAUUAUUAAUUAUUAUUGUCAUUAUAAUUAAUGAGUACAAUUGUCCAAAAUAGACAAGAAUAUGAUAACAAGUGAUAUGUAAUGUAAAAUAUAAACUUUGAGAAUAAAAAUAAAUGAACACAGAGACACGUGGCAUGUAUUAGAAUGGCUUUGGUAAAUUUUCACGGUUGGCCAGUAUAUAAGUAGACUUAGUCGAGCCCUGAAGACUACCAGAUGUCAUUAAUACCUGCAGUACGCAUUGACACUAGCUAUUUAUAUAAGUAAAACAAUUUUUAACAUUUCGAGGUGUAUCUCAAGUCUAGUCCAGCAAUGUAGAUGGGCAAAGUAAACAAGAAAUUAUUAAAAAGAUGAAUUUUAGUGAUUGGAAGAAGUUGUUAACUAAUCAUUGACGAACAUGUAUUGAGAAUUCAUGAUAGUGCAAACAACGAGAAUAACGGGAUAAAACAGAAUUUAUUAAUGGACUAAUAAACAAUAAUAAUUAUUAUACAAAUGAAGUGUGUAUAGUAAUGAUGAAACGAAGAAAGACGAUGAAGUUGAACAUCAUUUAUUAUAGACUCAUUUUUCAAAUAUUUUCUAAGCAUGCUAGGUUUAAUUAAACAAUAAAAUAUAGUUGGUGUGCACGUACUGUGGGGGCAAAGUGAGAUAGAUUGUUUGGAAUAGUAUAAAAAUUAUUAUAAAAUACAAGUAAAAAGACAAAAGCUGCGGGCUAUAAAGUUGAUGAUAGAUUAAUUGUAUCUUUUUUCUCUAUUUCAUAUUUCUUCUUGAGCUAGACGUGAGAUAACACCGUUACGAUAAAAUAAAACUAAUGUACGUGGCUGAAUGAACAAAGAAGACAAUUGAGACGUAAAGUUUUUUCAAAUUCUGUGCUUUUAAAAAAUUACAAAUGAAAUGUUGUUGACUAAGUGAUGAAUUUUCAAAUGAUUAUCAUUCAAGAAAGUAUAAACGAAUUGAUAAUAUUCAUCGAUAAAGAGAUAUAUUCACAAAACAAAAAAAUGAAAAAAAAGCAUAAUCUCAUUAUUAAUAUUUUGAAGAUAGAAAAAUGCUUGGCCUAUAUUUUUUGUGAACAUGUUAGAAUUAAAUUUCUUUUUUUACAUUCUAUAAUUUUUCCGGAAUGUCUUCCAUAAUCAUUGAUCUGUAGUUCAACUUUUAUUUUUUUUUAAUUUUAUAUAUCUACUCAAUUGUAUGAUUUUUUUAAUAACUUCAUUCGAAACAUUGAAAAUGUUAAUAAAGUUAUUGACUUAUUUACAAAUUGUUUAUUUCUAAAUAGAAGAAAUAUAUGAAUAAUUUUUGAUUAUCGAUUAACAUUAUUAAUUACUUAAAUAACUUUUUUAUCAGUUAAUUAAACUCGUUUUAUGAUCUCACAAAAAAUCGACCAUUUGUCGAAUUGCCCGUCCCUGUAAAUACAACAAUGCACACCUCAACGUUCACUAAUGUUUCCUUUCUUCGUGAUUAAUGAUAAAUAAAAAAUAAGAUAAUUUGUAUUUAAUGAACAUAACAUGUGAAAAAUAGAAUGACAGAAGGAAAGAUUUUUUUUAACAAAAAAGUGGAAGAAAUACGAGCUUCUGAGCUGUGUGACCUCAACUUAGGGGUAUUAUACAUACAGAUUACGUAUAAAUAAAACAAAAAAUACAUAAUUAAUAAUAAAACAUUAAUGUAUAGAAACAAAUUGAAUACAUCAAAGUCUCACUAAUUGUUAAUCGAUGAAUGAACCAUAAAUAUUUUUUUGUUCAAUGUCGUUAAGUAUGAAAAGUGUUAGAACGAAGUGACACCGCCAAGCCUAAAUGAAAACAUCACUGAGCACGUAAAUAGCGUAAAAAAAUCAUAGAUUACACGUAAUACACUUGAAUAAUUAUUACAUGUACAAAUGAUUGUAUUACGCAACAAAUGGAAAAAAGCACUGACAUGAAAAAUAUUCUAUAAACUCUAAAGAAUGCACUACUUCUUGUAAUAAUACUAUUUUAUAAUACCUGGGCGAGUGUUAGUUGAAAAAAAUGAAACAAAUAGUUUUAGUGAGUUGUAAAUAUUAUUACUAUCAUUAUUAUUAUUAAUUAAUUAAUUAAUUAUUAAUUAUUAUUUUCUUGAAUCAUUAUUUCAAUUGAUGAAUUAAUCGUAGUUAUAUUCGGUAAAUUUUAAGUUUACUGUACUCAGUCAACAUUGACUAAAUAUUACAAACAAUGGAAUGAUUAUUUGCUAAUCAGAUCAAUAUUGUAACAAAUUGAAGAUAAGUGAGAAGCAGAGGGUAAUGAAAAAAUGAGUAUGUUUCUAGAAAAACAAAUUAUUCUUGAUCUGUAAAGAAUAUUUUAGGCUUAUGUCUUUAUUUUAUGACUUUUCAUUGACUCGAUAAAUAAUCAAUAAAUAUAAUAAAUGAAUGAAAAUACCACAAGCAUUUUUGUUUCAAUCAUUGCAUCAAUAACCAACUAUUGAUAGAUAGCUUGAUAUUUUUAUACCUAUUUAUUUAGUUUUGCUUCUUUUACUUUCCUCUCUUCUCAUUAUCUUUUCAUACAUAUUAUUAUAAGUUUGUUAAUUUAUUUUCAACUAUAUUACUGUCAAAUUAUAACUGUAAUCUUCCUGAAUUUAUGUGCUUCCUGUUUUAUCUUUUUACUUUCUCUAAUUUGAUUUAUCAUAAUUAACGAUGGAGUAAGAAAAAUCAUUUUUCUCUGAAUGUUUAUACGAAAUAUGGUUUUGUUCUAUUUCAAGUUAUUUAUUUCAUUUACUUUUGUAUACUCGAAUUUCAUUAAAAACUGAUUUUCAACAUGAAUCAACGAAAUAGUGCCAUUUUUAUAAAAUUACUUACGCUGUAAAUUGAAGAAGUCGAAUGUUGUAGGGAUGAAAAAGUUAAUAUUGACAGAAACAUUUUCUCUCAACAAACAAUGCUUUUUAUGGAGUAAACAUUCUUCUUCAAUAACAGAAAAUAGUUUUCGUUAUAAUAAAUAAAGAAAUACCAGCAUAA